Peronospora matthiolae is the source of this 1020-nucleotide messenger RNA. The record is from the annotation of a GenBank genome assembly. Lineage: Eukaryota; Oomycota; Peronosporomycetes; Peronosporales; Peronosporaceae.
AUGAUUCUCGUGGUGCUCUACGUCGAUGAUCUCAUCCUGGCCAGCAGCAACAACGAACUCCUCAAGUCAACCAAGAUGGCGCUGAGCAAACGCUUCGAAAUGACGGAUCUCGGUGAGCUCGAUUACUUUCUCGGCAUGGAGAUCAAGAACGACCGUAAGACGGGAAUGGUGACUGUACAACAAACCAAGUUUCUCAAGUCCGUGUUAACCAAGUUCGGAAUGGAUAACAGCAAGCCAGUGAAGACGCCUCAAGAUCCCGGCCUGAAGCUAACCAAGAACAUGUGUGAACAAGAAUGCAAGCACGAAGACACCAUGUGCAACGUGCCAUAUCGAAGUGCUGUCGGAGGCAUCAUGUAUCUCAUGGUCGCCACACGUCCGGAUCUAGCUGCUGCAGUGGGAUCAUUAUCCCAGUUCUCGUCCGACCCAUGCCCGACUCACUGGCAAGCUUUGAAGCGUGUGCUGAGAUACCUGCAAGCAACGCCCAAUCAUGGUCUUGAGUUUACACGUGAAGAAGGAAGCCGUAUCUGCGGGUACGCCGACGCAGACUGGGCCGGCGACAUUGAGUCAAGACGAAGUACAAGCGGCUAUGUGUUCAUGAUGAGCGGAGGAUGCAUCAGCUGGAAAAGCCAGAAACAACGGACGGUCGCGCUAUCUUCAACAGAAGCAGAAUACAUGGCGCUUUCCGAAGCAACCAAAGAAGCAGUAUGGCUCAAAGUGCUUUUGGGGGAACUUGGUGAGAUGACAAGCGACGAAGCGAUCAAGAUGUAUGAAGACAACCAAGGAUCAAUCGCUCUCGCCAAGAACCCGGAGUUCCAUAAGAGAACAAAACACAUCGACAUACGCUACCAUUUUGUGCGUGAGAAGGUGGAAUCAGGUGAAGUCGUUUUGGAGUAUUGCCCGACUCAAGAUAUGCUGGCAGACAUGAUGACCAAGCCGAUCGCCGCUGUACAAUUUGAAAACAUUCGCGAUCGACUUGGGAUCCAAGGUGCCGCAGCUAACGAGUCGAGAGGGGAGUGUUGA